GUGUUUCAAAGGGCGACUGCCAAUCUGCGCCGGGAAUCUUUGGCGCCACAAGUGCCCGCGGUGCCCGGGAUGCGCGGGAGCAGCCGGCAGGGCCAACGCGGAACUGCCCGCGGCCAGACCCAAACUUUCCCGGCCGCGCCGCCCCCGGCAACACGCCGAGGGACAUUUGGGAAGGAGGACGGCCUCGGGCACCCAGCCCCAGACCCGCGCUCAAAGUUCGGCCCGGGGCGCGGGAGGCCGCCCGCCGCCACCCGGCUCCCCCAGCGGGCGUCAGAUGGCGUUGCCAGACUCAAUCACUACUUGCCUUUCUCAACCUGUACACUAUGUGAUUUGCAAACUUGGAUUUGAGAAGAAAGACACCUAUAAUAUUGAUACUAUUUUAUCUGGAAACAGGGAAGUUUGUUGGCCAGCUGUUACAGAGCAUGUGUGUUACCUUGAAUCAGAUCAAAGUGUGGAUUAUAUCAAAAGCAUACGAUCAUUAGGACCUGUCUGUGAAUCUGUUAAUUUGUACUUCAAAUCUCUGACCAAGGAGCAAUUUGUAAUUCAGUAUGCAUCGUGGUUCCACUGGACAAACUGCACAGAGGUAUUUCUGGAAGUGUUUGAUGUUUUGCAAUCUACACAAGCUACAGAAGUUGCUCUUGGCUUAAUGAAACUAACAUCAUGCUUGGAGCGAGCCUUGGGUGACGUGUAUUUACUUAAGGGUGAUGAUUGUCCUUUCCUUCUAAGAGAUUUGCUUGCAUCUGAGCAGCUUGCAGAUGUCUUUGGACAAGCUGUAAUGAAUGUACUGAGGGUAUUCAUUGGAUCUCCACAUGGUUUGAACCUUCGUAAUGUUUUGUGGCAUGGAUUUGCAUCACCACAAGAAAUUCCUGCCAAAUACUGUGCUAUGCUGCUCUUUUUAACUGCAGGAUUGGGUCAGUUGUUACAGACUUAUCUUCUGCAAACUAAAGGUGUUUUAGUACAUCGACCUUAUGUGAUCUUCAUUAGCUUAGAGGAGCUUGAUGCAUUUCCAGAUCUUAAUAGUGAAAUACUUGCCAUAGCUGAAGAACUUGUAAAACACUCCAGUUUUGUAUUAAAAAUUAUGUUACCAUUUUGGAUCGCUGCUUUAACAGCUUUCAAGCAAAGCAGGUAUGCUGACAGUGUGAUUCUCUUACUUCCUCAGCUGGAAGCUGGACUUAGAUUGCUCUUCACUACAACUAAUAAAUGUCCAAAUCGAUUGCUAACAGCGGAGUCUUCUGCUCUCUACACCACUUUUGAUGAGAUGCUAAAAAAGCAUUUGGAUAAUGAAGAAGUCAACCAGCUACCUGUAGUUCUUGAAGAGCCUGCCAUGGACUUCCUUUGGGAUUUCUUGAACCACCAGGAGGGCCCACGUAUAAGAGAUCGUUUAAGUCAUGGAGAGAUCAAUCUAGAAACAUUUCCCAGAGAAAUAGCUAACCAAAUAGUUGGAUUUGCUAUUACAUUUCUCUGCAGAUUCUCAGAUGAGGAUAUGUUUUCUCUUAAGGUGCUGGAAUGUAUGAAGAGCAUCCAUUUAUGGCCUGAAUUGGCAACAGUGCCUGAGGAACAAGAACAAAAGAUUAAAGGGUUGGAAGGAAAUACUGAAGCUAAUACUUUAAUUUUGAUGAUAUCUGAAAUUUUAUCUCAGUUGCAGCGUUAUAUGCCCCAGGAUUGCUGUAGUUCAGAUGAUCCUAUCAAUAGUAUCCUAACAGAGAGGCUGCUGGUGGAACUUUGUGGUACACGCGUUUGCACGCUGUAUUCCCCACGACCUGUCCUGGAAGUAGUGGUGAUACUCCGCAAAAUAAGCGCGCAGUGCCAUCAAGUGUCCCAACAGGUUAUUGCCGGCGCUGGGCUGAGACACACGCAGUGGCUUAACAAGACUCUGCGCUCCCGCCAGAGGCACAACUAUCGGCGGAUGCUGAGCAGCAUUAAAUUUUUGUCUCCGGUGUUGCGGCUCAUCUUACUGUUGAUUACUCUGGAGCUAGUCAGUGUUCAUUCAGUUUGUAAGAAGAAUCCUUUUGAUUAUCAGCAGUAUCUAAAGUUUUUGAAGUCAGUCUUGCAGUACACUGAGAACUUGGUGACAUACACAAGCCCUGACAAAAACAAGUGGGAUGAAACCAUGGAACUUACAAAGAAGACUUUGAUAAAUAUAAAGAAAAUCACUGACAGGAAGCUAAUGUUAAUGCAUCUAGCUACAUGAAUGAAAUGGGCUUAGGAUUGUCUGGACAUUGUUAUAUCUAAACAGUUACAGAGACCUCAUAUUCAAUAAAUCUAAUUCAAAGACAAAUUUCAUAAGUAAUUUUCAAAUUUUGGAUGCAAAAUUUACUCUUUUUAUCAGAAGGUAGAUACUGGAGAUGAAUGAUCGAGGUUCCAGAGAACAGGUUGUUUGUCAAAUCCACUGAAAAAGAUUUACUGUGAACUAAAUCAGGAUGAUACAAGUUCUAUUGUAAAUAUAUCUUGUGUUUUGUACAUUGAUUGUUCUUAUAUUUUUGAGGGGGUUUUUUGUUUCCUACUGUACUGAAAAAUACCUAAGAAAAGAGUGUGAAUAAAAUGCUCUGGAAAUUUUUUAAUCCAAAAAGUAAUUUUUUACUUUGGAAUACAUCAGAUAUUAUGUCAGAGACUGUGAUCAACAGGUUAAGAAAUUAUGAAAUUUCAUCCUAAAAUAGUGCUCAUUGGCGUCUGUGGUUGUUAUUAGUUGUGA
Messenger RNA from Camarhynchus parvulus, 2692 nucleotides. It is a transcript of the gene ERMARD, whose product is annotated as ER membrane associated RNA degradation. The transcript has 17 exons. The record is from RefSeq and is a predicted model, not a curated record. Lineage: Eukaryota; Metazoa; Chordata; Aves; Passeriformes; Thraupidae. Bases 275 to 2191 code for a protein of 638 amino acids.